Messenger RNA from Branchiostoma belcheri (Belcher's lancelet), 1038 nucleotides. Its product is annotated as hematopoietic prostaglandin D synthase-like. The record is from RefSeq and is a predicted model, not a curated record. NCBI's taxonomy places the organism in Eukaryota, Metazoa, Chordata, Leptocardii, Amphioxiformes, Branchiostomatidae. Gene Ontology annotation, molecular function: glutathione transferase activity. The transcript has 5 exons. Gene Ontology annotation, biological process: glutathione metabolic process. Bases 127 to 732 code for a protein of 201 amino acids.
GGUAGAGACUAGGAACUCCCGAGUGUAGCACGUUGUGUAUGGUUGAGCACAACAUUAAAAGGUCAACAUCCUACCGGCCUUUGACCUACACUUUUCUUUUAUACACGCCGUACAGGUCAUACAGACAUGGCUCAGCCCAAAUACAGACUGAUAUACUUCAACUUGAGGGCUCGCGCGGAGGCGACCAGGCUGGUGUUCGCUGCUGCAGGAGUGGAGUACGAGGACGUCAGGAUACCCAGGGACAAGUGGCCUGAUCUCAAACCUAACACCCCCAUGGGCCAGCUGCCGGUGUUAGAGGUGGGCGGGGUCACCCUCUGCCAGAGCAUGGCCAUUGCGCGCUUCGCUGCCAAGGAGACCGGUCUAGCAGGGAAGACUGCUUUAGAGCAAGCGCAUGCCGACAUGCUGGUGGACGGGAUCGACGACCUCAGAGGAAAGCAGGCGGUGAUCCGGAAAGCGUCUGAGGACAGAAAGGAACAGUGCAAGAAAGAACUUGCAGAUUUUGCUCCCGACUUCCUCGGCAAGUACGAGAAACUGUGUGGACCACAUGGUCAUCUUGUUGGCGAUAGUCUGACCUGGGCCGACCUGGUGUUCUAUGACGUCAUGUCCAAGGUCCUGGCAGUGCUGCCCGGCGCUCUGGACGGCCUCCCCAGACUAGCCAAGGUCAUGGACACGGUCACGGCCAACGAGGGAGUCGCCGCCUGGCUCGCCAAGCGCCCAGAUACUCCACACUGAUCGUGUAGGAUAGGAACUGCCCCAUACAUUCCAGGAAAAAGAAUUAUUGUAUAGAAAGUGUCAGUACUCCAAGAGAGGAAUUAUAGUACAGGAUCUGCCCGUACAUUCCAGUAAAAGGAGUUAUCGUAUAGGAUGCCAACACAUUCCGUUUAACAAGUCUUUGCUUUAGUUAUUUACAACAUUUAAUUAUGUUUACCUAAGAAAAUCGUGUUGUUUUUGCGCAGUUUCUUCCUGUUCUUCUUCCAUUCCAAACAAAUAAGGUCAAUGACCAGACCCAGACGUCUGUCGCCAUGGUAACUGGUGGUG